AUGGGCAAGGAAUACUUCGCCAUCCGCGACCUAGACUGGAGAUUUGGAGUUCACAAAGGAGGUUGGGAUCUUGCUCAGCCACUUUGCCAAGGCUUCUUUACACGCGCUGAGGCUGAGGCGUGGAUCAAACAGGCGGUAAAAGAUCGGGAUAUUCCAUUCCACGUGCUAGGCUCUCGAAACACAACUGCGACUACGCAACCGGACCCUUCCGUUGAGAGAUACCUUCCUCGAGACGGCGAAAGACUAGACGAGAACCAAGGCCAAAAGAGCCUAGCGAAUUACUAUGCUGUGGCAAGAGGGUGGACCAUUGGCAUAUACGAUAGCUGGGAAGUCUUGGGGGGAAUCCGAAGGCCCAAUAUUCGCAUAUUCCGUGCGGCUUUCAAGCAGCUGGAAAACUUCAAGCCAAACGCGACUGCCUCAUUCCUCGCUGAAUUGGACCGUUAUAUGAAUUCCCAGGGCCUCUCGAAGGAGAACCAAGGCAAACCAAAAGUCGAUGCCAUCCGCACUUCACUUAUUCAGCACCUGCUCCCUGAGGGCGUUCCAGUCGAUCAAGAAGAUGAAGAGGAGGGAAUAAUAUUGAGCGAUGCUCAGACUCUUCGACUGUACCGGAAGAUGUGUCAUAAAACGCACAGGGUCAAAGGUGAGACGAUUGAUGGUCUCCGGGCACUCAAGGCAAGCCCAUACAUAAACAUCGAUGCGUCUACCACUGGACGCAAUGCCGAAGCAACAAGCUCAAAGACCAAGUCCAGUGUGAACCCCAUACCAAACCCGGAAUCGUCUCUGCAGACCUCACGCUCAUUAAACGGCGCAUCAAGCUCGACCCAACCCAACCCAACAGCUUCUCAUACAGGUCCCUCAAGCAACCGUGCGACCAAGGACGCAGCACGUGGGAGGGACCAAGAACUGGAACCCAAGCAGGAGCCCGCGCCAUCCACCAACAAGCGACCUCAUCCGACUUCGACAAAUCAGGACACGGCACGCAGAAGGGAUCAAGAGGUGCAGAUCAAGCAGGAGCCUGAAGCUUCUACCAGCAGACGCACUCAUCCAGGCACGACAAGCACAUCUGCAAACCAGGACUCAACUCGUGGAAGGAAACAAGAGGUGCAGGUCGAGCAGGGGCCGACUGCAUCUACUAACAAACGCGCCCGUACUACAACAGAAGAGCCCCCAGAAGCGAAGAGGAAGAGGAGGACUGAACUUGAGCUGUUGGCGCUAUGA
Pyrenophora tritici-repentis Pt-1C-BFP is the source of this 1218-nucleotide messenger RNA. The record is from RefSeq and is a predicted model, not a curated record. Lineage: Eukaryota; Fungi; Ascomycota; Dothideomycetes; Pleosporales; Pleosporaceae.